CCGUCACAUCAUGCUUCUCCCUCAUCUAGGAUGCCCGAAGUGCCGCUCACAUUACCGGUCCUGAUCCGGACAAUUCGGAGCGCACGGACGCAGGCGGAGGAACGGGAAUUGAUCCAACGAGAAAGCGCCAAGAUCCGGGGAGCUUUUCGUGGCGAUGAAGCCGAGACCCGGGCCUCAAAUUUAGCUAAGUUGCUCUACAUCUACAUGUUGGGGUACCCUGCCCACUUCGGACAGAUGGAGUGCCUGAAACUGAUCGCCUCCCACCGAUUCCACGAGAAGCGGAUUGGCUACCUUGGGGCUGCCCUUCUAUUGGAUGAGAAGCAGGACACUCACCUUCUACUGACCAAUAGCAUCAAGAAUGAUCUUCUGCACGCCAGCCCCUGGGUACAGGGUUUGGCGCUAAGCACCCUUGGUUCGCUCGGCUCCGCCGCAAUGCUGCAGGAUUUGGCCCAGGAAGUACAACAGCUGGCAAAAACUGGGCAGCCCGCUGUGAGAAGGAAGGCUGUGGUCUGUGCUGUACAUAUAACCCGUAAAGUACCAGCUUUAGCAGAUAUGUUCAUCCCCCUUGGAGAGCAGUUAUUGAAUGAACAGAUUCACGGCACCCUGCAUGGCGCCGUUAUGUUAAUCGCAGAGAUGUGUGAACAAAGCCCACAGGCCCUUGAACAUUUUUCCAAGUUUGUCCCCCAGCUGGCCGGGGUGCUGCGCAAUCUGGUGGUGGCUGGAUAUUGUCCGAAUAACAGCAUUGCGGGCAUCAGCGAACCUUUCCUGCAGGUUCAGCUCCUCCGGUUGCUACGGACUUUGGGACGAGACAACGGGGAGGCCAGCGAUGCCAUGAAUGACUCCUUGGCUCAGGUGGCGACCAACACUGAAACCACGCGGAAUGUCGGCAAUGCCAUCUUGUACGAGACGGUUUUGACCAUCAUGGGAAUCCAGUCUACCAGUGGAUUGCGGGUUCUGGCGAUAAACAUCCUUGGGCGAUUUCUCCUUAACAAGGAUAAGAAUAUCAGAUAUGUGGCCCUCACAUCCCUUCAGAAGUUGUUGCAAACAGAAAACAGCGCUGUCCAGAGGCACCGGACCACCGUCCUCGGAUGUCUGACGGACCCCGACCCAACGGUGAAAAGGAGAGCCCUCCAGCUGAGCUUGUCCCUGAUAACCAACACUAACAUUCGGACAACCACCAAGGAAUUGCUCGGUUUCCUGGAAAGCAGCCCGCCGGACCUCAAGUCGGAAUGCGCUUCUGGACUGUUCUUGGCCGCGGAGAAAUUCGCACCCAACAAGCGGUGGCACCUUGAUACCGUUCUCCAGGUUCUGACCAUGGCUGGCUCGUAUGUACGGGAUGACGCGGUGCCCAACCUCAUCCACCUGAUUGGAGGAGCAAAGGAUCUCCAUAGUUACGCCGUGCAUCAGCUGUACAGCACGGUGGCCCAAGACAUCUCUCAGCAACCCUUGGUCCAAGUGGCAACGUGGUGCCUGGGCGAAUACGGCCACUUCCUGCUUGAUGGGAAUUGCAACGAGGUGGAGCCGCAGCAGGUGGACGCCGAGGAGGUGUUGGAUCUGCUGGAGCGCAUACUCCAAUCUCAACUGUCCCUGCCAUCCACCCGGGGCUAUGCCCUCACCGCUCUCAUGAAGCUGGGCACGCGCCUCCAGGACAGUGACAUCAACCGGAUUCGGAGUUUGGUUUCCAUUUACUGUAGCUGCCACGACGUGGAACUGCAGCAGAGGGCUGUGGAAUACAACACCCUUUUCCGGAAAUAUGAUCAUCUCAGAGCAUCCAUACUGGAAAAGAUGCCUGUGGUGGAGAAAACGGGGGAGGAAAGCUGUGGAACAGACCAGAAUGGAAAUGAGAUUGUUUCCCCAAAUGUCCUGCAGGUGGCACCACCCAAGGAGCCCAAACCCCAAGAACCUAAUCAGGACUUGGACCUCUUGGAUCUCCUUGGAGAACCUGUAAAUUCAUCUCCAGCUCAGCUGAAUCCAGCCAAUUCAGGAACAGGAUCUCUCCUUGGUUUGCUUGAAGAUCUAAAACCUCCAGAGGCUGUUCCCACCCGCAUGGCCGUCUACGAACAGAACGGGUUGCUUGUUGAAUUCUUAAUGGACCGCCCUCUGCUGGAGCCCACCUUGCUGCUGAUCACCACCACUGUGACCAGCACAACCGUGGGGGACGUCCACAACUUUUCCAUGCAGGUGGCUGUUCCCAAGUCCUUCCAGGUGGAACUUUUGGCCCCCAGCAGCUCUACGGUCUCAAGCCAGGGAGGUCCCCCCGUCACCCAAGUGAUUCGGGUCUUGAACCCCAAAAAGAUCCGCCUGCGGAUGAGGCUACGGCUUUCUUACACUCUGCCUUCUGGGGCUGUUAUACAACAUACUGAAGAACUCAACUCAUUCCCAGAGACUGCAUGGAAGUGAACAGCACAUU
Messenger RNA from Candoia aspera, 2410 nucleotides. It is a transcript of the gene AP1G2, whose product is annotated as adaptor related protein complex 1 subunit gamma 2. The record is from RefSeq and is a predicted model, not a curated record. Gene Ontology annotation, cellular component: membrane coat; AP-1 adaptor complex; Golgi apparatus. Gene Ontology annotation, molecular function: clathrin-cargo adaptor activity. The transcript has 21 exons. Gene Ontology annotation, biological process: Golgi to vacuole transport; intracellular protein transport. Bases 31 to 2400 code for a protein of 789 amino acids. Lineage: Eukaryota; Metazoa; Chordata; Lepidosauria; Squamata; Candoiidae.